Messenger RNA from Effrenium voratum, 2481 nucleotides. The record is from the annotation of a GenBank genome assembly. NCBI's taxonomy places the organism in Eukaryota, Dinophyceae, Suessiales, Symbiodiniaceae.
AUGGGCAAGAGUGCCGAGUCCGGCUGUUUGCCAGGCCUUCACGCGGCCCCCGCCUCGGAGAUAGCGCGCCACUGCCCUCAUGGCCCAUGGACGAUUUUCGGGGCUGAGUUCGCGCCCGACUUCCCAACCUCCAUUGGAGAAGCUUUUGCCUUAGGCGCGGAUGCAGCGCAUGGCCUCCUGGGAACAAGCACAAGCCUGCGGAGCCGGCGAGACUUGGCGAUCCGCGCAGCUCGCCAUGUGAACGGAAUGCAGCGGAACUUCUCCGGAGCAUCGCUGACAGAGCCAAAGCAAGAGCAUGCGCAACGUUCGCAGCUGCUUGGGCGGCAUUGUGAGCCGGCUGGAGGGUUCUCCCUGCGCCGGCCGCUGGACGCCGUACCUUUCGCGCCAAAGCAGCGUGAGCGGACCCCGUCCGCGAAGCCGUCGAGACAGCCAGCCGAUGGAGCUGAACGCGCUGCUUCUUAUGAGAGGGUCAAGAUCGCAGCUCAGCGAAAUACCGGCCAGCUCCGACAUGCGGAGCGGCUUUCCCAGCGGUCCAUGGACUUGAAGGCGGAGCUGACAGCGUGUGAGCUCGAGGCCCAGCAGUUGCAGCAGCGAGUGGUGAGGCUGCGCGGAGAUGCGAAGCAGAAGGAGCAUCACCGCCUCCGCUGGGAAAAGCAAUUCCGAAACCGGGGCGCUCAGUGGCUUGCCUGGAAGAUGUUCGCGGAGAAGAGUGCGCAAGAAGCGCUGAACACACGGCGGCUGCUGGGCAAGGCCCCCGAGCCCGCGGAGUCGGCGAAGCUCGAAGCGCAGCUCAGGGAGAUGGGGGCACAGCUGCAGGGCGCCAAGGCGGAGUUGGAGGAGGACCAGGCGGAGGCGGCCAAGGUGAAGCGCUCGCUGAAGCGAAGCGAGUCCCAGGCCAAGAAGCAGAGCACCUACCAGCACCACGAGGCCAAGUCCAUGUGGGCCCAAGCGGCCCGCUUGGAGCGGGAGGAGGCGGCAUGGGCCACGGAGGAGCUGGCGGAGGCGAAGUUGGAGAAGAAGCUGCGGCUGGAGGUCCAAGCGGAGCGCUCCAGGACCGAGGGCUGCGUGUGGCGUGUGGCAAACGCGCGGCUGCGCGCGGCGGACGAGGCGGUGGACUGGGCCGUGCUCGAGGUGCAGCAGCUGCAGCGGGGCUCGCAGGCGCGCAAGCAGCAGUUGGAGCAGGACCACGAGGAUGAGAUGAAGGUGUUGGAACUUGAGUGCCGGCAGGCGGAGGCGGCGCUUGAAGCACGCCAUGCGAACUCUGAGGACGCCACAUCUGCCUCAGCCAGCGCAGAGCAGAGGUGCAUCCCUCCGACCGCCAGUGCCAACAAGGGUCGGAGCCCACCUGCCUCACCCAAAGCUAGUCCUAACGAGGGUAGUCCCAACGAGGGUCGGAGCGCACCUGCCUCACCCAGCGCAGAGCAGAGGUCCACCCCUCCCAAAGCUAGUCAAAACGAGGGUAGUCCCAACGAGGCUCAAAGCCCACUUGCCUCACCCAGCGCAGAGCAGAGGUCCAUCCCUCCAAGCGCCAGUGCCAACAAGGGUCGGAGCCCACCUGCCUCACCCAGUGCAGAGCAGAGGUCCAUCCCUCUGAGCGCCAGUGCCAACGAGGGUCGGAGCUCAUUUGCCUCACCCAGAGCAGAGCAAAGGUCCAUCCCUCCGAGCGCCAGUGCCGACGAGGGUCGGAGCCCACCUGCCUCACCCAGCGCAGAGCAAAGGUCCAUCCCUCCAAGCGCCAGUCCCAACGAGGGUCGGAGCCCACCUGCCUCACCCAGCGCAGAGCCGAGGUCCAUCCCUCCGAGCGCCAGUGCCAACGAGGGUCGGAGCCCACCUGCCUCACCCAGCGCAGAGCCGAGGUCCAUCCCUCCAAGCGCCAGUCCCAACGAGGGUCGGAGCCCACCUGCCUCACCCAGCGCAGAGCCGAGGUCCAUCCCUCCGAGCGCCAGUGCCAACGAGGGUCGGAGCCCACCUGCCUCACCCAGCGCAGAGCCGAGGUCCAUCCCUCCGAGCGCCAGUCCCAACGAGGGUCGGAGCCCACCUGCCUCACCCAGCGCAGAGCAGAGGUCCAUCCCUCCGAGCGCCAGUGCCAACGAGGGUCGGAGCCCACCUGCCUCACCCAGCGCAGAGCAGAGGUCCAUCCCUCCGAGCGCCAGUGCCAACGAGGGUCGGAGCCCACCUGCCUCACCCAGCGCAGAGCCGAGGUCCAUCCCUCCGAGCGCCAGUGCCAACGAGGGUCGGAGCCCACCUGCCUCAUCCAGCGCAGAGCAGAGGUCCAUCCCUCCGAGCGCCAGUCCCAAAGAGGGUUGGAGCAUUGCCACACCGCGUGACCAGGGCAGCCAAAGCAGGAGCGCAAGCCGCGAGCUAAGCCACUCGCGCAGCCAAUCGCCAAGCGCCUCACCACUUCCUGACAUGAGCCCCACCAGGUCCCUCAGUGAGGGAUCUCAUCAAGAAGGGCCACCCUCAGAGGUGCCCAGCCUGUAG